Molecule: messenger RNA, 3619 nt
Organism: Daphnia pulicaria
Lineage: Eukaryota; Metazoa; Arthropoda; Branchiopoda; Diplostraca; Daphniidae
Exons: 12
Coding region: 228-3032 (934 amino acids)
Biological process (GO): heterophilic cell-cell adhesion; establishment or maintenance of epithelial cell apical/basal polarity
Cellular component (GO): protein-containing complex; plasma membrane
Molecular function (GO): calcium ion binding
Source: RefSeq, a predicted model, not a curated record
GCAGUCUUUGGUUCACUACAGUCGCGCCGGCAGGUUCACGCCGGACGGACGUUGUUUGUAUGGCGUGACGCUCAUAAACAAAAUUUUUUUUUUUCGCUAUUAUAUAUUUAUCAUUGGAUCUAACGGGAAAAUUCCGCCAGGAUCAGCAGCCAAAGAAAAACCAAGAUAUUAAAAAAGUGUGUGAUAAUUAUUUAAGUCGAGCGUAUUUUAAAAAAAAAUCGUAGAUAAUGUCGUCGUCGACCUGUAGCACCAGCAGGCUCAUCCGCUUUCAACUGCUGUUAUUAUCGUUACCCAUCGUCAUCUUUUUGGUUUGCCAGCAGGGUGAUGCUGCAAGAACGGCGAGCGACAGACAGACGACCGGCCAGCAUUGGGCAGCCAACAACAACAACAACAACAACAACAACCUCAAACGGCACGGUCGGAGGCAGCACAACAGUCGGCCGUGUUUCAUCUGCCCAGGAAGUUCGAUGCUGAUUUCUCCCGAUAGAUACGACGACGCCGACGUGGCGUACAACGGCGUGGACGCCCAACAACACGACGGCGCCGUCCGCAUGCCCGAACCCGUCGUCCGCCCCUGCCUCUAUUCCAACAAGUAUCAAAAAGGAAAGAUGAGAACGCAGGUGGUCCUGGGUCCGCAGCCGGGGACCGUGCUGGAUCAGGGAACGCAUCGGGUGGUUGUCAAGGUGGCCUAUCAGUUGGACAGUGACAACAACAUCACUGACAGAUCUUUAGCCCCGAGACAUCACGCUUACUGUCGCUACACCCUACAAGUUAUGCCCUCGUCAUUGGCUGCAGCAGAGGAGGAGAGUCGUGAACCGGUGAGAUUGUGUCGGCCGCCUCCGUCGCCCGAACACGGCCGGGUCGCUUGUUCUUCGGUCGGCGAUGACGUCAGUAUCACGACCUGCCGUUACACGUGCGACGAAGGAUACGUCACGCCCAAAACUGACCGCCAUCUCGUCCACCAAGACUGGGACUGCUACAGCGACCCUGGAACCAGUCGACCACCCAAGUGCAUCAAGUUUGAAUCGCCCGUUCCAUUGGACCCGAGCCAGUGCUCCGGAUUGAAUUUGACCGUGCCGGAUUUCGACCCAGUCCAACUUCCAUUGCCGAAAUUCCAGACUCCGGCCGUCAACAGCGCCGUUUACGUCACGUGCGAUCUUAAUGUCAUCCAGGCGGCCACCAACGGGUCCAGCAUCAGUCCCACCGUCUUCAAACGGCUUUGCGUGGCGAAAAACAACGAGACGGACGCCAAAUUCAACUGCAACUACGACAUCCAAAUUCAUCUUGAUCCCACUUCGGGCAGGACCGUGAUGUUUGCCGAAUUCCGGUUCCAGCUCGGACGUUUGCUGCCAACGAGUUCCUAUCCAACUUCCUGGUGCGAUGAUAGAGCCGUUGUUGAGCGGAUCAUGGAGACGGCCAAGACGGGUCUACUUCAGAGCAAUGCCGAGCCUUGUCAGACUGCCAAUUGUAGUCUAUUGACGGCCCAAUGCCAUCGUGAAAUCUCAAAUAACAAAAGUUCUGGCGCCGUGCUCAAUUUAGCAUGGACCGUGGCGGCCAGUUAUCAACCGUUCAGUUACGACGAUUACUUUUACGAAGGCUCAGAAGUUCCCGAAGGCGAAAUGCUGAUCGAAAAGAUCAAAGCUGAAACGGAAGUUUUGAUUCAAACGAAUUUGGAUUUCCGGAAGAAAUUGGAAACGGCCGGCGGUGACCUACUCGACAAGACUUUUCAGCUGGCCAAACUCGAUUUGAUUUGCCCUCUGCCGGGUUACGUUGUCAACGCAUCCACCAACAACUGCCAAAAAUGUCCACCAAACACUUUCCAGCAGAAAAGCGUCUGCCAGUUGUGUCCAGAGCGAACCUAUCAAGAUCGAGCUGGACAGACGGAAUGCCGGCCGUGUCCGAAUCGCCCGUCUGUAACCGUCAAGUCAUCUGAGCAUUACAACUCUCGGUGUCGACCCAGUCGGCCCGAUCACGCAUCCAUUGUGGCCCUGACAAAGCUGCCAAACCGCAAGUCAUCGUCCAGCACCAUCCAGACUCGGCAACUUUCUUCUUCUGCUUCCGGGAAACUGGGCAAAAUUGCAGCCGCUCACAGUCAAACGAGCCCCAAUCACAAUGAUAAAUUCACCAGCAGCAGCAAGUACAAAAAUCGGAGACAUCACCAGCAUCCGGUUUCACAUCAGCAGCCGUACCAGCAGCUGGCAACCGGACGCUCGGCCGUUUCCCGAAAUUCUUUCACAUCGCCAGCAAUCAACGACACGGCGGGCAUCGUCGACGACGACGAAGAUCCGUGUUCUCCUAAUCCUUGUCUGGCCGGAGGCACUUGUUUCCGGUCGACGCGCUACGCCGAUAAUAACCGGAUCGUCAGCAGUUUCAAAUGUUCGUGCCGAGUCGGAACCAAAGGUAUUCACUGCGAGACGCCGUACUGUCCCACUUUGUAUUGUCUCAAUGGUGGCACGUGUCACGUCAACCGACAAGUCAAAGGCAAUCUAGGACGUGACUUGUUGAACUGUACAUGCCCGCUAGGCUUCACGGGCUCCCGCUGCGAGCAUCGACGCCAAUCGAACAACAACAAUCACGUCAAGAUCCGCCACAAUCGUCAUCACAGUCUCCACCACCAACCAAAUGGUUCCGUCAACUUCAACGGUGACGUGACCCGGGCCAACAAAACAAUCGGCGCCAGCAGCAGAGGAGCUGCGGGACUAAUGGGCACUUACUGCGCUUCCAAUCCGUGCAAAAACGGCGGCCGCUGCGUCGACAACUCUCACGCCGCUCCCGGAUACUUCACCUGCUUCUGUCCGCCUAAUUUCCAAGGCGAAUUGUGCGAUUUCACACCUUGUCCGACCUCGAUCGCUAGGACGUCGUGUCCCAUGUCUUUUCAUUAUCCGUUAACGUCGGCGGGCCGUAGCCGGAAAAGGCAUUCCUGUUGGAUCCAGACAUCAACUGGACGCCGCCAGUGUUACUGGCCGCCACAUCCGCCAUCGCCAGCGUCGAAAUCAUCAUCCCCUGCUGCACCUCUCUACGAAAUAGCCUAGAAGGCGCGCGCAGCACAUUUGGUUUUUCCCGGGCUAUUAAAAUAACAAUUUCUAUUUGAUGUUAAUUCGCUUCAGCAGUAUAACAAUUCCCUCUUAUAAUAUAUAAAAGCAAAAAUUCUUAUACAUGUUGGACUCUUGCUGGGCAUCACGGAUGAUGUAAACAAGUAAAAAAAAAUGGAUAUUGUAGUCGACACUCACGCACCAUUGUUGCGCUUAUUUCUUGGCUCUUUGCGUCACGCUACAAGCGGCUGCGUGUCUGCUGGCGUGAAAGAAAAAGAUAUACGUCUUUUCGUUGUGACAUGUCCGUAUUUCCUUUCCGUAUAUUUCUAGAAAAUGACGAGAGCCACUCAGACACGACACACCACCCAACGACAAUAACCGCACCGAUGGAACGCCCCCCUUCUUCACUUUAUGUAUGCUGCCAUUUCAACAGUUGUGUCUGUUGCGUGAGUUAUGUUUGCUGUAAAAGCUCGUAAUGCAAUUGUUGUCCCUCUCAACCAAAACGUCGUCUCCUUAUUAUUAUGCCGACCCCCACAAAAAAAUGGCAUCGUUUUAAUAACUAUAAAAGAAGCUUUUCGUGUGUUACA